UUUAAAUGAUCCAUUUUGUAAAUGGGUCAAAAUUCAUACCCAAUUCAUCCCAAUACCAAACCCACCAACCCUUUGGGCCAAUAAUAAACAAAAAAAAUUCAACAAAAUCUGAAAUCCCGCUCAUUACCACCCUUCACUCCCUCUUUUCCACUCUUGGUUUCUUCCCCUAAAAAAUGCCCCUUUAAAAUUCUUCAGAAAAGGAGAAAAAAAAGACCUUCAAUUUCCUUAAACAAUGAGAGAAGAAGAAAUAGAGAAACUCCGCGGCGUAGUCCGAGACUGCGUGAGCAAGCAUCUUUAUUCCUCCGCCAUUUUCUUCGCCGACAAAGUCGCCGCCAUUACUAAUGACCCCGCCGACAUCUACAUGCAAGCUCAAGCUCUCUUUCUUGGUCGCCACUUCCGUCGCGCCUUCCAUCUCCUUAACGCCUCCAAAAUCGUAUUCCGCGAUCUUCGUUUCCGCUACCUUGCGGCCAAGUGCCUUGAGGAGCUCAAGGAGUGGGAUCAGUGUCUUUUUAUGUUAGGAGAUGAGAAGUUUGAUGAACAUGGGAAUGUUUAUGACUCAAAGGAUAACAGUGCCAUGUACUUAGACAAAGAUGGGGAAGAUCGUGAAAUCAAUAUUUCUUCCGCAAUAUGCUUUUUAAGAGGAAAGGCAUAUGAAGCUUUGGAAAAUCGUGCUCAAGCUCGACAGUGGUACAAAGCUGCUAUCAAAGCUGAUCCUUUAUGUUAUGAGGCUUUGGAGUGUCUUAUUGAAAAUCACAUGCUUACAUGUGAGGAAGAAACAAGUCUACUUUCAUCUUUGCAAUUUGGUCCUGAAGAUGGAUGGCUUUCUUCUUUCUACUCUUGCUUGAUAAAAAAGUAUGACAAAGAAAUUGUUGUAGAAGCCAAAUUUAAAGAACUUGAAAAGGAAAGUUCAAAAAGUAAUCCUUCUAGCCAAUCCUUGAUGUGUACUUUGAAAGAUAACACUGAUCUUUUGGCAUGCAAAGCCGAAUACUACCAUCAAUGUGGAGAAUAUCAAAAAUGCUUUGAACUAACUUCUGCAUUGCUUGAAAAGGAUCCUUUCCACCUUAAAUGUACCUUGGUGCAUUUAGCAGCGGCAAUGGAGCUUGGUCAUUCAAAUGAGCUUUAUCUUAUGGCAUGUAAUUUAGUAAAGGAUUAUCCUCAAAAGGCUUUGUCAUGGUUUGCUGUAGGCUGUUACUACUAUUGUAUAAAGAAAUAUGAUCAAUCACGCCGUUAUUUUAGCAAGGCUACAAGUUUAGAUGGGACAUUUCCUCCAGCAUGGAUAGGUUUUGGAAAUGCAUUUGCUGUUCGAGAAGAGGGCGAUCAAGCAAUGUCAGCUUAUAGGACUGCUGCUCGCUUGUUUCCAGGGUGCCAUUUACCAACUUUGUACAUUGGAAUGGAGUACAUGCGGACUCACAGCUUCAAGCUUGCUGAACAGUUUAUCAUGCAGGCAAAGGCAAUUUGCUCUUCAGAUCCACUUGUAUAUAAUGAGCUUGGAGUUGUUGCAUAUCAUAUGAAAGAGUAUAAUCAAGCUGUUUGGUGGUUUGAGAAAACAUUGGCUCUUAUCCCAACCCCAAUAACUGAAAUGUGGGAACCUACUGUGGUUAACCUCGCCCAUGCUUAUAGGAAACUGAAGUUGUUUCAUGAAGCAAUCUCAUUCUAUGAGAAAGCACUUACGUUAUCAACUAAAAGCUUGAGCACUUAUGCCGGUCUUGCAUACACGUACCAUUUGCAGGAUAAUUUCACUGCUGCAAUCACAUACUAUCAUAAGGCUUUAUGGCUGAAACCAGACGAUCCAUUUUGCACUGAAAUGUUAAAUGUGGCUCUUGUAGAUGAAUGUCGACAUGGCAUAGACCCUAAAAUUGAUUUCCACUGAAAAGGGUUAAUGGACUUGACGUCUUGCAAGCGAACCUUGUGGGAAAUUUCCAUCUCCCAUGACUUUAUAGCAUUUUGCACUGUUUCUUCAAGUGAUCCUUCUGCCC
This is a messenger RNA of Durio zibethinus, 1976 nucleotides long. Its product is annotated as anaphase-promoting complex subunit 6-like. NCBI's taxonomy places the organism in Eukaryota, Viridiplantae, Streptophyta, Magnoliopsida, Malvales, Malvaceae. The record is from RefSeq and is a predicted model, not a curated record. Gene Ontology annotation, cellular component: anaphase-promoting complex; cytoplasm. Gene Ontology annotation, molecular function: protein binding. Gene Ontology annotation, biological process: cell division; anaphase-promoting complex-dependent catabolic process; positive regulation of mitotic metaphase/anaphase transition.